CACCUUCUCCUCUCACCUACUACUUCCCAUCUUUCCCAAGUAUGGAUUUCGCUCUUGAACCAAACAGUCCCGAAGAAGCCUGAUUCCUCUACCUCGAGCCUCUCAUCACUCAACGCACAUUCCAUGUCCAAUCCCAACCCCGGAUCGACAAUCCAUCGACCGUAUGCCCGUCGUCUGAUUUGGCGCACCAGACGGUGAGUGAUAGCGGUAACAGUAGUGGCACUGGUAGUGGGUAGUGGCAGGGGAUAGUGGCAGUGGUGUUGGUAACCGGGUUCCGCCGCCCGGCAAUCAUGGGGUGCCGCCCGUCGGCGAGCUGCUUCGCCUGCAAAGUGCGGAAAGUCAAGUGCGACCUGCGCAAGCCCUCAUGCAACCGCUGUACGGGCCUGGGCCGGCCGUGUCCCGGCUACGCGGACCCGUGGGCCAUGAUGCAUCGCCAGCAGAAUGCGUCGGCCGCGCACCAGGUCGAGACUCGCGUCGCCCGGCGGCUCAAGGAGAGGGAGGACUCCAAGACGUCAAACGGCGGCGGAGCAAACUCGCCGGGGUCGUCGUCGGCGGCGGCGGAGGAGGAGCGGAGAUGGCCCGCCGUGCCGAAGCCGUUCCAGGUUGACCCGGAGCUCGUGUCCCUCAACAAGUUCCACUCCACCUACGCGUCCGCCGGCGAGGUCGCCAUGUUCGCCAUGCUGCCGGGCCUCACGUCGGCGGGCAACCAGUCCGCCGUCUUCGACGAGGUGCUCCGGGCCACGGCGCUGGCCAGCUCGUCUCUCCAGAUGCAGCAGUCGGGCCUCAUGGUGCGCGCCAAACAGCAUUACCGCCGGGCCAUUAUGAAAAUCGGCGCGGCGUUGCAGAACCCGGCGACCGCGCAGGAUGACUCGGUCGUCGUUGCUCUGCUCACGCUCGGCAUUUACGAGGCAUUAAUACCGGACUCGACACCGAAAAAGAUCACGUCGCACUGCCGGGGGUCCUUAGUCCUCCUCCGGUAUCGAGCCGAGCAGGGUGUUGCGAGCUCGCUCGACAACGGCCUGCUGACGUUUCUCAUCCACCUCGGCAUACUCGAGACAUUCAUCGGGCUGUACGGCCGGUCUUCCGUCCUGCCCGUCGUGAAGAACGCCCCCUGGGCAAGACAUUGCGCCAUGGAACCUCUACUCGAGCGAGCGAUGGAUUUCAAGGAGACGAUUUGCAAUGCACUGCUGUCCAUCGAGACUUGGAGGUCGUCUGUCCCGCACAUCCUCCAGACCGGUCUCGACAUCAUUCGCGACCUCGAGGCCGCCGCGAACUACAGCAUCAUGUCUCCCGGCCCGCGCAAGACCGGGGCGGACGAACAAGGCCUGAACAACUUCAAUGGGCUGCUGAGCCGCAAGUCGUACGCGAGCGAGGCCAUCGUCCGGGGCCUCUACCUGACAGUCCGGCUGCACGUCCUCGAGUACAUCCUCGGUCUGUCGAUGGCACUCGGCGAGCUGACGCGCGAGGAGCUCAGCAUGCUCGCCAGCCUGCCGCACGGGCUGUCGGCGCUCGAGCAGGUCUGCGAGCAGAUCCGCGUCGUCUUCGGGUUCGACGGCCGGGAGCCCGCGUCGCGCGAGCUGGGCAUCGGCUUCAGCGCCUGGUGCAUGUUCUGGCCGAUGCUCGCCGUGCUCAAGUCCGGUUUCGCCGACAACGACACGAGGCUGUGGGUCAUGGACAAGUGCGCGACGGUGAGCCGGGCGUCCGGGUUCGGCAUGGCCAUGUACCAGAUGGGCUGGUUCGAGCAGAAAUCUUGCAAGGCGGGUGCGACUGGGUGAUUUGGGUUUGUCUUUUCGCUAUGUGGUCUUUGAGGGUGCGGUUUGCCGGCGACCGGAGUUUGAUAUGUGUGUGUGUGUGGGAAAUACCCGAUGAUGCCUGCUUCGAUUCGGUUCGAAUCCUGAUAUUCCAUGAAAUCAAAAGACUUUAAACUGUCGACUGCUGAUGCUUGUGCAUGUCCAACAGACCCUAUCCGAUGGGUGGCCGUGGGUGACAAGGAACACAGGGGAUUUCGUCCACGUCGAUUCUGAGGGUCGAGGAUCAUCGAGGCGCCGGCGGCGUCGGAGGCCGAAACGAUAAUGAACAACAGCUAGCUACAAGGGGCUUCGAAUUAUGGGCGACGACUUCUCGCGGCCCAUGAACUCCUCUCAGUCUACCCCUCCUCUCCAUAUGUUUGCACAUGUACUCUCCCGUAGAACGAAAGCUCACAGAGCCGAGCAGGAGGAUCUCAUCAACUUCGUAUCCCCUGCCAUACGCCGCCUUGUUUCACGUCCCAGCGACAUCUUCCCUGGGGUGGCAAGAAUGAUAUCUGGGAUAGCGUAGGUAGUGACAGAUGUGUUUGCGUGUGUGAGUGUGUAGGAUUUCACUCUAAUUCUCUGCCCAAUGCAUGUACAUCAG
Molecule: messenger RNA, 2391 nt
Organism: Colletotrichum destructivum
Lineage: Eukaryota; Fungi; Ascomycota; Sordariomycetes; Glomerellales; Glomerellaceae
Product: Putative zn(2)Cys(6) fungal-type DNA-binding domain-containing protein
Exons: 4
Coding region: 291-1775 (494 amino acids)
Biological process (GO): regulation of DNA-templated transcription
Molecular function (GO): zinc ion binding; DNA-binding transcription factor activity, RNA polymerase II-specific
Source: RefSeq, a predicted model, not a curated record